AUGAGUGAAGAUGAAAGUGAAUUGGAUGAUUUACUUAUUUCUGAAAUUUUUGAAGAUUAUUCUCUGCCAAAAUAUGAACCAUAUCAAGAUAAAAAAGAGCUCAAUAUACCAGUGACUGCAACAGAUUCUCUAAUAAAAUUUAUGAAAUUAGUUCUAACUGAAAUCGGUGGUGAUAA
Funneliformis geosporum is the source of this 176-nucleotide messenger RNA. The record is from the annotation of a GenBank genome assembly. Lineage: Eukaryota; Fungi; Glomeromycota; Glomeromycetes; Glomerales; Glomeraceae.